AUGGAGGAGGCAUUUGGUUUGGAAUUUGAGCCACUCAAUGAUGACUUUAAUGAAAAUAUUUUAGAUAAAGAUUAUAUUGAAUCAGAAAUAAAAUGUUUAAAAUCCAUUGAAGGGUUUACAAGUAUUGGCAAUUUAAUUUUAGAAAAAAAUAAAAAUACCUCAUUAGAAAAGAAGGAAGAGGAAAAAUUUUAUAUAGUUAAUGGUGGAGAAAUGGGCAAACUUAAAAGAGAUAUAGACGAAACAAAAAAAAAGAUAAAAUUAUUAAAAAUCGAGUUGGGAUAUUUAAAUAAUCAACCACCAUCAGACAAGAAGAUUUCGAAAAUAGAUCCAAGAAGUUUAUUUGGAAACGAGGGAGGUUCUUAUAGAAACAAUAAUAAUAGAGACACAAAACAAAGAACUCGAAUAUAA
Messenger RNA from Dictyostelium purpureum, 408 nucleotides. RefSeq lists its product as uncharacterized. The record is from RefSeq and is a predicted model, not a curated record. NCBI's taxonomy places the organism in Eukaryota, Evosea, Eumycetozoa, Dictyosteliales, Dictyosteliaceae. The transcript has 2 exons. Bases 1 to 408 code for a protein of 135 amino acids.